AAGCUUUAAUGUGAUACAGAAUCUAGGCAGAUGUUAAGGUAUUGAUACGCGUCUCUUUUCUUUUGGAUGUGGUGUAGUGUGAAUGUGUGUAUACUGUUUCGAAAAUUAUUUGUAGAACGCCUUUAUCCAAAUGAUACAUUUUUGUAGAGUAUGUAACCCAACAAUGCUUUGCUAUGACAAUAUAUGAAAGAUAUGUUUUAUUCUGAAAAGAUCAUUAUCACCGCUUCCUACAUAUCAAUGAAUUUCUAUGUGUUAGUGUGCUUGUUAGAUGGCGUUUCCGGAGUAGACAUGGAAUGUGAAAUAAAAUAGCCGAAACGAAUGGUGCCUUUUCGUUGCCCAUCGUCUAUGGUGUGUCCUAUUUGCUGCAAGUCCUUCUUUAAUUAGAAUUACAUUCGAAGGAAUGAUUGUGUAAGGAAACGGUGGCUUUAAUUUCUGUUGAAUUUGCGGGUGUAAUUCUAGGAAUAACGAAAAAACGAUGAGAAACGUUAAUUGUCAUCGAUUUUUGGUGGCUGUGUCCGGUGAUAUGUGAGGAAGAAUUGUAUAAUUACGGCGUUAGAAGUGUGACAUAAAGUAAUGAAAAUGUGUACGACACAAACGCCGUGUGGAAUAAAGUUCAUAAUACAGUUCAAUUAGCACAGCAUGUACACCAAAAAGUACCAGAAGUACAGCAAGUUUUCGAAGCAUGUAUGAACACAUGGAUAUGUAUAGGUCCGUUUUUGACAACAGGUUAUUUUUUUUAUUUUAUUAGGGAUUAUUUUUUAACAUUGCGCAAGAAUGUUUUAGUUUUGAAUGAAUAUUAUAAACAAACAACAAUAUGCUGCAAACAAAAGUUAUCGAACAUUGUUUUGAGAUCUGUGAAUGUGAAUGGCUUUGAACCCAUAUACAUUUUGGCACUACAUUCAAACCGCAAAAUAGGAUUUUAAGUUACCAAUGUUAAAAUGACAUGUCUUGCCUCGCCUGCAAAUUAUGUAUGUUGUGUGUCGUAUGUUGAAAAAAUUACAUAAAAAUCAGUUCAACCAUGUCUAAACAAACAAAUGGAGUAUCUUCGUUCACUGCCUAUCCAUCAACACGUGUAAUCGGAAUCUACAAGUUCCUAGCUCGACAUUCCGGAAGGAGACGAAUAGAUUUUAUGCUUCAACAAUUUACCAAAUCAUUGGUGUAUUGUGCUAUGAUAUUUAUUAGUUUGAGCUUUUAUUUUCCGAUGACAGAUGCUUGUUCAAGUAGAACAACACCAAAGCCUCGCCCUCCCAGUCCUACAAAUAGGCCCAAUAUUACUUUUCAUACAUAUAAAUGCCCUCCAGCGUAUGCGGCUUGGUAUUGCCUUAACGACGCCACUUGUUUUACGGUUAAAAUUGGAGAUUCUUUAUUGUACAACUGCGAAUGUGCUGAUGGUUAUAUGGGACCGCGUUGCGAAUAUAAAGAUCUUGAUGGUUCAUAUUUGCCUACUCGUCCAAGAGUUAUGCUAGAAACAGCUAGCAUAGCAAGUGGGGCUAUUGGAUCCUUAGUGCUAAUCAUCAUAGGUUGGUGUUGUUGGUGUGUUCGAAGACAUCAGCAACGUAAAUGGAUUGACAAGGAAACUAGUGUAGAUAUGGUAGACUCUCCUGGUGUUGUACAUGUUGUGCAUAGUGAAAGAUUACUUCGUCCAUUUGGAAUUCAUCAUCUUAAAACGAUACCUAUGAGUGACUCAUUGAAGUGAUAAAAAUUCAAUGAAUGAAGAAUUUAAAACCAGCAAAUAAUUUUAAGUUUGAAUAAAAAUCAGAACUCUUCGAGUAUGA
This is a messenger RNA of Anopheles merus, 1775 nucleotides long. Its product is annotated as protein spitz-like. Gene Ontology annotation, molecular function: epidermal growth factor receptor binding; receptor ligand activity. The transcript is spliced from 6 exons. Lineage: Eukaryota; Metazoa; Arthropoda; Insecta; Diptera; Culicidae. Bases 1019 to 1696 code for a protein of 225 amino acids. The record is from RefSeq and is a predicted model, not a curated record. Gene Ontology annotation, biological process: epidermal growth factor receptor signaling pathway.